AUGGCUCACGUAGUGGCUUGCCGCUUUUUGCGUCUCGGCUGCAGCGAGGAAGACCACCCGCUCUUCCGCCGGGAAUAUGCUAGAAACAACCGGGAGCGAGGCGUCAAGCUGUUGCGAUGCUUCCCACACUGCUGUCCAGAGCACGCUAGACGCAGCUAUUGCGGCUGCUCCGUGCACGUACUCGUCACUUUUUCGGGGGAUGCGAGGACUAUUCCAUUAGAUAAAAUCGUGGUCUGUGCGCGCUUUGAACCUACUCGCGUGGUCCCGCUCUGGCCCGCUGGAUUAGUCGAUUUAGCUCGCACUGUGGGUGCUACAGGAGACAGACAGGAAAACAAGUGUAAGUUGGAUAUUGGGGAAAGAGUGGUGCUGCCUGAGAGUUUAUUUGGGUCAGCCGCCAGAACUUCUUCUGAUGGUGGUGAGUGGAUACUUGCUGAAAGGGAAAGCGACACGAAUCAACAGACAGUUCCCCAGAACUCCGUGCUGUAUGUUCUCAAUAACCGCGUAUCGCCCAAGUGGUUUUACAGUUACGACAGCAGCGUCACGCGCACUCAGCGGGAGAUGACGCAUCACCUGGUUGCAUAUAUAUUCCAAGCCCUUCCUGGCCGUCUUCCUAUGGCGCAGCAGAUUAACCAACAAACUCCCAACGUCGUAGUGCUCGCAAGACACGCGUCACCCGGUUUCUUCCUAGUGUCGUACCGGCGAUCAGGCGGUUCGUCUGGAAAUCCUGGUUGUCCGUUGCCUGCGAUCGAAACGCCCGCCGAUAACAUGGAAGUAGCGUCAUCACAAAUUCUAUCGGCAUCGUGGAAAGUCCAAGAACAUCAACAACAACAUCUACAACAGCAACAAUGGUUACAACAGCAGCGCUUUCAACAACGACUGCGGAUUGAGCAGGAGGCCAGACAAAAGCAGCAAAUUCGUCUCCCGUACCCCUCUAUUCAAGGUGUUCCUUCUGCUUCUGCUCCGUUUGACCGGGACCUCAGCAUGCAGACGAUUCGAGACAAGGACGGAAGUGACAACCAGACUCAUGCAGCCGAUCUCACUACCCCCAGCGAAGUUGCGGACGUCAUGGACUUGUGGCAACAGGAAGUUGAGGCGACUGCUCCUGGUUUUCUGGAGAAGGGACAGCAAUUAUUUAUUCUCUGGUAUUUCGUUGAGAACGUUUCAGUGGACGAUUUGGGCGUUAAUUGGGGAUCAUUUGAAGCGCAUGUGCGGUCACAUUGGUUACGGACAGCAGCUGCAUUGCACGCGCCAUCACUUGUGUCGAAUGAUCAACUUGAGGGCGUAAUAGUCUCUUUUUUGAGAAAGAUUUUGGAUAUUACACCGAGCCAAAGUCACGCGAACAAUGAGCAUACUACGAUUCGAUUGUGUGGGUAUCUGUUUAUACGCGCAUUGUGGUCCCGCGCAGCGCAGCAGCAUCUUAGUGUCGCCUGUCAAGUUGAAGAUGGUGGAAUGAACAAGCGUGAGAAAUUCGCGACAGCAAUUGUAGAUCUGUGGGGUAUUCUGAAUGACAUCCUGCGGGAAGUGAUGGGGGAAAAUACCGGUGGUGAAUCGCGUCCUCUUGAGACUGCCACUCUGCCUGUGCUUGUGGACGAUGUAAUGUCAAUUGCGUACAAGCAGACUCGUUUUAGAGAGGCUCGAGCGAAGAUUUCGACGCUAUUACUCGAACUUCAGACACCGAACUCUCUAACUGGUGCUGUAAACCGUGCAUUUCGAGCGUUUACGGUACAAUUCCAAGACACCAUAACCGUGUCUGAGCGAGACUUUCAAAGCCUCAGGAACAGUCAGUGGUGUCGUCGUUGGCUGUUAGAACCUGGUUCGUUUCAAGUGGCACAUGUGGAAUCAGGUGCAAGGUAUUCGAGUCCUCUGCUUAGUAUGGCGCUGUUGAUCCGUGAGUUUGGCUGUAUUGACGUUAAAAUGACUCAAGAUGCAGUACGCUCAAUGUCAUUGAGAGCAGCGAUUACACUCAGCUCCGGUAUGACGACUUCGCAUAUGAAGCUGGUGUUGGAUGGGCGGAUUCGCGUCUUCCGAGCGCUACCGAGCGGGAUUUCAUCGAGAAUAGCAGGCGGAGGGGUUACUGUCGGCGAUUACUCGGCCACCUUCUCUCAAGACGGACAAUCCAUCGAUUUGCACUUUUUCACUUUCGACGAGCGUGGUAAUAUGAGCUCUGAAGAAGCUGUUGCGUUAAAUACGGCGUUGGUACAUCGGAUUAGCCUCUCGUUGGCAUUGGAUCAAGAAGCAGACGCCGCGAGAGGUGGGGCGCAGUCUAGAGACCUUUUCAUCAUCAUCCACGGAACUGUAUGUAGAUCAAGGUACAGCAGUUCAAGGGAAGGAACUCGUGCUUCUGGCUUGAAGAUCUCGGACAUGUCGAGCUGCGAUCGAGCGAUGCUGUGGAAUCAGGUAGACUGGACACCAUUACUCCAAAUUCAGGCGGGCUAUGUCGCUCUUUGAACGUAGCGGUUUUACACUUUGCAUUUUUUGCAACGAUUUUGGC
Molecule: messenger RNA, 2491 nt
Organism: Phytophthora nicotianae INRA-310
Lineage: Eukaryota; Oomycota; Peronosporomycetes; Peronosporales; Peronosporaceae
Exons: 4
Coding region: 1-2448 (815 amino acids)
Source: RefSeq, a predicted model, not a curated record